Molecule: messenger RNA, 812 nt
Organism: Lathyrus oleraceus (garden pea)
Lineage: Eukaryota; Viridiplantae; Streptophyta; Magnoliopsida; Fabales; Fabaceae
Product: ornithine carbamoyltransferase, chloroplastic-like
Exons: 2
Coding region: 76-642 (188 amino acids)
Biological process (GO): L-citrulline biosynthetic process
Cellular component (GO): intracellular membrane-bounded organelle
Molecular function (GO): ornithine carbamoyltransferase activity; amino acid binding
Source: RefSeq, a predicted model, not a curated record
AUAAACAACAUUAUUCUCUUGUGUUCGGAGUGUAAUUGAGGAAGCUAAGAAUAAAACAUCCCAAGUAAAGAGAAAAUGGGUGUCAUCACUGCCCACUGUUACUGUUUCACCACCGUUGGAUCACACAAACCCUACCUUUCUCCCUCAUCUCACAAUUUCCGCCAUUCCCCUUCCGUUUCUCUUUCUUCUUCUUCUUCUUCGUCGCCUUCACCACUCAGAAGAAUCUCAUGCCGAACCUCUUCCGCUCCCGCCGCCGAAUCUACUCUCACCGCGAAAGUUGGAAAUGGGUUGAAAGAUUUUAUUCACAUAGAUGAUUUUGACAAGGAAACUAUUUUGAAGAUAUUGGAUCGAGCUAUUGAGGUGAAAACAUUGUUGAAAUCAGGGGACAGGACAUUUCGGCCUUUUGAAGGGAAGACAAUGUCGAUGAUAUUUGCAAAGCCAUCCAUGCGAACAAGGGUUUCAUUUGAGACUGGUUUUUCAUUGUUAGGUGGUCAUGCUAUUUACUUAGGACCCAAUGACAUUCAAAUGGGGAAGCGAGAGGAGACUCGUGAUGUUGCUCGAGUUUUGUCUCGCUAUAACGAUAUCAUUAUGGCCCGUGUUUUUUCUCAUCAGGUAUGUUGCUGCUGGUUGGUGUUCACUUAGAGUUGCUUAGCUUUGUUUAUGUUUUAUUGAGGAGUCUGAUGUUGGCUUUUGAGGAUAAGAGUAAUUGAGACUGUAGUCUCGAGAUGUUAUUAAUAUUAAUCCUCUAUAUCCUUUUGGAUCUGUUAUGCAUGCAUCGGAUUGCGAAAAAAGCAUGCAUAAUGUUUGAUAUU